Molecule: messenger RNA, 1974 nt
Organism: Symbiodinium natans
Lineage: Eukaryota; Dinophyceae; Suessiales; Symbiodiniaceae
Source: the annotation of a GenBank genome assembly
AUGGCGUCAGCACAUGGAAUCCGGGUUGGUGCUCGGAUUGCCAGUGGCGCCGCUGGCCCUGCUGCUGGUGCUCGGGACCGCCUAAAGGGCGCCCCGAAGUCAAAGGCAAAGGCCUCACCCAAAGCGACCACUGCUGCAAAAGCAAAGAAGUCGCAACCCACCCAACCCACGCAGAGUACGCAAAGUGCACAAAGCACGCAAAGUGCGCAAAGUACGCAACGUUUGCAAGAUGCCAUCACCCAGACCGAGCCUCCCAUUGAAGCUCGAUUGCCUUCGCUUCUGCUUCGCCGGGCAUUAUCCACGAAGACAGAUGAAGGCCUGAUGCCGAUCCAGCAAAGUUCUCGAGCGACACAUGCGACGCUGUCCUCCAGGACAAACCCCCUGGAAGAGAUCUCGAGCCCAGUGCCCAGGCAUCCGUCCUUGCAUGUUCAGAAGCAAGAGUCAGCGAAGUCCGCGAAGUCCAAGUCCGGGCAGUCCGAAAGCGGGUCGGAGGAUGCCCAAGUGCCCUUGGAGAGGUCUCAGUGGGAAUUGGCGUCCCUGGAUCCCAGCAGUUGGCCGAUCUUUGGAGUGAACAGCGAGGGCUUUGCAAGCAUCGGGGUCCGAGACGGCCACAACGGCCUGAUAUCUGAGUCCGACAAGUCGCUGCAGUUCGCCUUGGACCGAGCUGCCCUUGCUUCCAUCACAGAGGGAGAGGCUUCUUUCAACUCUGUGCAGUUCGCAGCAAGCAAUAUGGCAGGAAGCCUUCAAGAGGCCUUGAUGCAGGCCGAGGAAGAGAAUCGCUUGCUGAGGCAGCUGUGCUGGGACCUGAUUGACUUGGGAGGGGAGUUGAAGGACUCCUCUGAUGAGGCGUUCAAGGGUCAGGAUGGCGAGAAUGCCGAGCAGCUCCUCUUUGAGGCCAGGCGGUGUCUCCACCUCCUCGUGCACCGCCGCUUCGAGAGUGCGGAAAAUGCGGAAGCAGAGGCUAAAAAAGCAGAGGCCAAAGCAGAGGCGAAAAUGCAGACAUCGGCGUGCGAUCCGGAAGUGGAUGAUGCUGCGCUGUUCACCAAUGCUGAAGAGAUAGCCCAAGAUACGAGAGAAGUGGCUCAAGAUACAGCCGCCCAAAGAAUUGAACUUUCUGAACACCCUCUCGAAGAGACCGAAGAGGUUCAGUCGCAGGGGGCUCCCACGCACAACACGAUGCUGAAAGACACGACAGAUGAAAGCAUGUGUGAGGCUGCUUCUGGCACUGCGGAUCUGUAUGAGGCACCGGAUGCCUUGGGUAUCAGCGCAACAGAUGGCUCUUCGAAAGUCAUGGAGCUGACUGAGCCCAAUGGACGUCCCAACAAUUCCCUGAGGAUAAGCCCACGCGUUGACAAGCCUGCAAGGGCAGAGCCAAGGGCGGAAGCAAGGGCGGAGCGGACUGAAGAUCACCUUCAAUUGGGUCAGUUUGUGAGCCCUCGAUGCCACAACCUCAGUCCACCGGCAACAGCCCGCUUCUCACCUCCCUUGAGGUCACCACGCAACCUGAUAAGCCCCUCAGUUCCUUCAGUCCCUUCGGUGCCUGCGUUGCUUUCGGUGCCUUCAGUGCCUUGGUCAUUGCCUUCAUCACUGCCUUCGUCGCUGUCUCGCUCGCUCACCUGCCCGGUGAAUUGCAGCCCUCUGCGUGUGCAGCGUGGCCACAGCCUGGUGGCGCCGCCUUUUUUCGGUGACAAGGCUGACAAGGCGGCCGUUUGCGCUGAACCGUUGACAAGGACGGUCUCACCGCUGGGCGCGCCAAGGAUCGUCUCACCGCUUCGUGCAACAAGGAUGGCCUCGCCGCUUCGUGCACAUUCCCCACCACAAGUCUGGGCAGCAGCUCCAUUGGCCCCGGCAGCUCCAGCUGUUGGAGCCAAUGGAGUUCCUGGCCCAGCAUGGCAGCGGCAGUUUCAAUGCCCUCGAGCUUGGCCGCCUCCUUUCCUGGAUGGCCGGCACUGGGUCACGAGGAGCACCGCGUGA